Messenger RNA from Thelazia callipaeda (thelaziosis nematode), 1257 nucleotides. Lineage: Eukaryota; Metazoa; Nematoda; Chromadorea; Rhabditida; Thelaziidae. The record is from the annotation of a GenBank genome assembly.
AUGACUGAAGAAGGUUACGAAGAGCGACUUAUAAAUGAGGAAUAUAAAAUCUGGAAAAAGAAUACGCCAUUCUUAUAUGACAUGGUCAUGACACAUGCUCUUGAAUGGCCUAGUUUAACGGUGCAGUGGCUUCCAGACGUACAGAGAUUGGAGGGAAGCGAUUAUACAACGCAUCGUCUCAUUUUAGGAACUCACACUUCGGAUGAACAGAACCAUUUAGUUUUAGCGAAAUUACUAUUACCAACAGAUGAUGCACAGUUUGAUGCUGCUAAAUAUGAUACAGAAAAAGGAGAAUUUGGUGGCUUUGGCUCCAUUACUGGAAAAAUUGAUGUUGAAAUAAAAAUGAAUCAUGAAGGCGAGGUUAAUCGUGCUCGAUAUAUGCCUCAGAAUCCAGUUUUAUUAGCUACAAAGUCUCCUAACAGUGAGGUAUUUAUCUUCGACUACACUAAACAUCCAUCACUUCCUAACCCCACUGAUAACAUUUGCAAGCCUCAGUUACGUUUACGCGGUCAUACUAAAGAAGGAUAUGGUUUGUCAUGGAAUCCUAAUCUGUCAGGUCAUUUACUUUCUGCCUCUGAUGAUAUGACAGUUUGUUUAUGGGAUGUACAAGCAGCUACUGCGCAACAGAAUUUCCUCGAUGCAAAAACGAUUUUCAAUGGCCACAAUGCAGUUGUGGAGGAUGUCGCUUGGCAUGUAUUACAUGAGGCAGUAUUUGGUUCAGUUGGCGAUGAUCGUAAACUCAUGAUUUGGGAUACUCGAAACAACACUUCAAAUAGACCCAAUCAUGCAGUGGAUGCUCAUUCGGCAGAAGUGAAUUGUUUAUCAUUCAAUCCAUAUUCAGAGUUUAUUUUAGCAACUGGAUCAGCUGAUAAGACAGUAGCCUUAUGGGAUUUAAGAAAUCUCAAAUUGAAAUUGCAUUCUUUUGAAUCUCAUAAAGACGAAAUCUUCCAAGUUCAGUGGUCACCACAUAAUGAAACAAUUUUGGCAUCAUCUGGUACAGAUCGACGACUACAUGUUUGGGACUUAAGUAAAAUAGGUGAAGAACAAACACCCGAAGAUGCGGAAGAUGGUCCUGCUGAAUUGCUUUUUAUUCAUGGUGGACAUACUGCUAAGAUUUCGGACUUUUCUUGGAAUCCUAAUGAACCAUGGGUUGUUUGCUCUGUAUCAGAGGACAAUAUUAUGCAAAUUUGGCAGAUGGCUGACAAUAUUUACAAUGAAGAAGAUACUGAUGCAGUAGCGGAUCAAAUGGAUCGUUGA